GAUACUUUCUGUUAAAAACAAUAUCAAAAUGGCACCAGUACCUUUAGAGGGUCAUCAAACUCCUGUCACAAAUAACAUACCGCAAGAAGGCAAUCGUGGUGGAUCAAUAUCCUUAGGAAUGCUUAUAGAUUUUAUUAUACAACGAACAUAUCAUGAGCUCACUGUUCUUGCUGAAUUGCUCCCUCGUAAAACGGAUAUGGAACGCAAAAUUGAAAUUUAUAAUUUUUCUGCUCGAACAAGGCAAUUGUAUGUCCGUUUAUUGGCACUAGUAAAAUGGGCGAAUAGUGCAUCUAAAGUGGAUAAAUCUACACACAUAAUGGCGUUUUUAGAUAAGCAAUCAUUGCUUUUUGUUGAUACCGCGGAUAUGCUGGCAAGGAUGGCUCGUGAUACUUUGGUACACGCUAGACUUCCAAAUUUCCAUAUUCCUGCAGCUGUAGAAGUACUUACCACUGGAACAUAUGGUAGAUUACCAGCUUGUAUUCGAGAGAGAAUAGUGCCUCCAGAUCCUAUCACUCCUACAGAAAAGAGAAGUACGUUGCAGAGAUUGAAUCAAGUCAUUCAACAUAGAUUAGUCACUGGGAACUUGUUGCCACAGAUGCGUAAUUUGAAGAUUGAGGCAGGAAGAGUGACUUUUCUUAUCGAUCAAGAGUUUUCAGUAUCUCUUACGGUUAUGGGUGAUGGACCAACAGUUCCAUGGAGACUGUUAGAAUUAGAAAUUUUGGUCUCGGAUAGAGAGACUGGAGAUGGAAAAGCAUUGGUACAUCCUUUGCAAACUCGAUAUGUACAUCAAGUUGUUCAAUCGCGAUUGGCUGAAAGUAUUAACCCAUUAUCAGAGGUGUAUCAUAUCCUACAUUACUUUUGUCAAUCAUUACAAUUAGAAGUUUUGUAUUCUCAAACGUUAAGAUUGAUUCGUGACAGAUUGGACGAUCAUAUUCAUGUAGACGAAUACACACCUGGCAAAUGUCUUUCUAUAUCUUAUUGGAGGGAAUUAACGAGAAAGGAUCCACGAUCAGAACUUGGAUAUAGAUUAACCGUUCAAGUAGAUCAACACGAUCCUGCGAGGCCUCUCGCAGUUGUGCACAUUCCAUCAUUAGGCAGUAAGGAAAACGAGAUAGCGCACAGAGCCAUUAGGUCGGAUCAAUUAUCGAUGGAAUGUUUACUCGUGCACACGAUCUAUAUCCGAACCCGAAGUCGCUUGUCCGAAUUGAAACAAGAGCUGCAAACAAUGCUGAAAGACGUUGAGUGUACCUUAGCGGGAUCUCCAGCUAUUUUAUCAGUACCUAUAUUACAACCAUGUUUACGUGCUGAGCUGCUGUUGGUUACAGUUGACACUCAUACUGGUAUGCUACAAUGUCAUGUCCCUCAAUAUGACGCACCACUUGUUCCGGAAUUAACAAUAGCUUUAAAUGGGGAUCAUUCACGUCUUCCGACACUUAUAUCUGAAUUGAGAUUUUGGAUAACACAGAGACGUUGUGAGAAAACAUUGCAACAUCUACCAGCUACCUCGCAUGAACGUUUGCCCGUUUUGCAUCAUCCAGAUCAUCCUAUGUCUAAGAUUAGUCGGCAUCGGAUGUUCGUUCAAUUGCACCGACAUCCUACAGUCAUACUGAUUGUCGCAUUCAAAGAGAAAGAAAGCUCACCAUGUGAAAUAGAGUGCUCUUUCUAUCUUGCUGUAGUGAAGCAUAGUUCCAUCGAAGAUGAUCCACACGAUGAUAGCAUAGAAACGGAAAUACCGAAAAUGUAUUUGAAAGUCCAAAGCCUUAUUGAGUUUGAUACUUUUGUGAUUACUCAUGGUCCAUUUACAAGUGUCGAUAGUGGGAAUAAUGAUCAAGAUGGGGGGUGCAUUACAGAAGUGGUGGAGACGUCUAACAACAAACGUAGAAGCACUGGGGUUGGAGGAAGGACAGACACGGCAGGAACACCACAGAAUAGAAGACCAAAGCAUCCGGCUUAUUUUAUUCCGGAAUUGGCGCACGUUGUCGCUUUAUGCGAUGAACGAAUACCGUUCGUAACUCUGGCUCAAGAACUUACUAGACGGGAGAUAGCCCAUCAGGGACUCCAAGUCGAGGCUAACGCUACGGCAUUGGUACUCAAACUUGUUCAAUUGCCUGCACCAUCACCGAGUAUAGCUACGAGCAGUGCUUGGCACGCUCUUCUCAAAAGACUUUUGAGUGUCUCGAUUAGAGUUCAGGGUAAAGGAAUGGCUAAAACUUGGACGGUGGAAUUUGUAUUUUAUGGUAGUCCUCUCUCUAGUAGUCAUCCCAAAGAACAAGGUUUGCGUAGGCCAGUCUACUUUCAAUAUGAAAUGGGUACAGCCGAUAUCGUCUCUCGCACUGUAGAUGUUUUGCUAAACGAUUGGGCACAGAUAGUGCAUUUGUAUUUGAUAGUUCAUGACUUAGCUGAAUAUUUCAAAAUAGAAAAAUAUAACUUACGCAACAUGGUUAGCAUUAAGUCUUAUAGUUAUAGCAAGCUAGUUCUUGCGUAUGGUCCAAAUCAAGGUGCAACUGUCACUAUACAGUGGAGUACGAACGACAAAGCAUUUAAGAUGGUAUUUGGUAGGAGUCCAACAAAUACGGUGACCAAUGCGCAUUCUCUAAUGAAGGAACAACUAGAAGCUCAUUUGAAUAGAUACACGAAUUUGGCACAAAUUAUUCAUAUACUUAAUGAAACGCUUCAGCCACUCACUUCGAUUAGUAAAUUACCAUCAAUCCCUCAGUUAUGCGUGCAUGCGAGACCACGAGUGCCGGUACAAACGUUUACUAUAAUGCCACAAUGUGUCACUUUAGUAAGGAUAGCGUAUCAAGGAAUGUAUUGUUUGGAAUUGCGUUUGCGCGGCGGUGGUUUGGUGAGCUUACGCGACGGUGCUUAUAGUCGUUUUGACAGAAGUAACGUCGUCGAUGAGUUUACUCCUACGCAGGGUCUAAAAGCAUUUUUGUCAAAAUAUGUCGACGAGAACGCAGUAUAUAGAAGAAGGUCUCAGUCGGAGGAUGAUAAUCCACCGUCGCCUGUUACUAUGGACAGUGAUGGUGCUGGAGGCAAUGUAAGCUUCUUAGGUCAUCAUAGAAGUGGGCCUCAAUCGCCCGCUCAGCAGCGCGAAGGUCUGAGAUUUCAUCCACCGCUCACACCUCCAUCUGGUAGUAAUCCUCACACUCCAGCCAGUCCUCAUACGGCAAAUAUAUCCCAGGCAAAUCAACAUCAAAGUUUCGGGAGCAGUCCUGCAACUUCAUUUAAUUUAGCUUCUCCGCCGUCGUUGCCGCCAAAUACACCUAAUAUGUUACCACAUCCGUCUCCUGGAUCCGGACUCGUUGCAAACAGUCCUUUAAAUCCGAUGCACGUUCCUAGUCCGGCUGGUCUUAUGCCAACAUCAUCGCCUGGUCCUUGCAGUAAUGUUCAAGUAGGGCAUUCUCCUGCUGGUUCAUUUAUGCAAACAGGUCAUAUCGAUGGUAGUCCUUUUCCAGCUUCUCAAAGUAUGGCUUCCCCGGCUGCCUCUAACUGGCCUGGAUCUCCCAGUGUACCGAGACCUUCUCCCGCGAGACCUGGACAAAGCCCGGGUCACGCAGCGCUGCAUAGCCCACAAGCCUCUGAUCAUAAGACCGGUAGUCACAUCUCCAGGGUUUUACCACAGAGGUCCUGGGCAGGUGCCGUGCCAACUCUUCUCACGCACGAGGCUCUAGAAAUGCUUUGCUGCCCAUCGAAUCAUCCGUCUGCCUUACCGGGUCCAGAUAUGUCGCCGCUUGAAAGAUUUCUAGGCUGCGUCUAUAUGCGGAGACAGUUACAACGCUUUAUCCAAACGGAAGAUUGCUUAACUGGUAUCAAUGCAGAGCCCGGUGUGGUACAUUUCAAAUCUGAGAGCUUGCAAUGCAGAGUUGGAUUAAAUCCUACACAUUUUCAAUCUCUUCACAUCAAGGUUCUUUCACUUCCAGAGUAUAAAGAUCAAUGGAGCGUAGAAGAGUUACAGAUUAUCGAGAAGUUCUUCGAUACGCGGGUAGCCGCCCCGCCUUACAAACACAAUACACUGUCCGGUUUCGGUAGAAUGCUUAACGUACGUUUCAAAGUGUUAAAGGAUUUCGUGCAAAUAAUGAAGCUGGAUCUAGUCCCUAGUCUUGUACAGCAGCAGCAGCUGAAGUGGUCCGUGCAGUUGUGUUUGCGUAUUCCACCUUCCGCGGGGCCAAUCGUGCCUCCUGGUACGGAGGGAGUACACGUUUGCAGGAGUAAAAUUCUAUUUUUCUUGCAAAUAACAAGACUAGGUAUAUCAUAUCAAGGAGAGACACCGUCCUUGGUGUUGCCGUUUGUGCAUGAUGUCAAUACGAAUAUAACGCAGCUAGCGGACAGAAGAGAUCUUACUCCACCUCCCACGGCGAUUGCGGCAGCGUCUAUGCAGCUGAAGAGAUUCGCCGAGUACGGCGCGAAUCAGUCAGAGUGCUCGCUGUUCCCCGCUGUACGCGAUCUUUUAGCUAAUUUCACAUUACCGUCUGAACCACCGGUUAUAUCACAGGUUGUGUCGUCCCCGGCGGGAACUCAAGUAGCUUCCGCACAGCAAAUUCAGAACACAGCGAUGCAAAUGCAUUCGCCCAUGGCUGCUGGUCAAGGUCCACCACAGGGACCAGGACCAUAUGGAAUCCAAGGCAUGCAACCAAUGGGCAUGAUGGGCGGCCCGCCUCAAUAGGACUUGCUUUACUCUCCUAAUCCCCUGUGCCUAUCGAGUCAUCCUACGUGGAUGAAUUAAAAAUGUAAACUUUAACUCAAAGAAUUCGCAAGAAAGAGUAAUCCGGCUGCGCUAUUCUAAUAUGAGAAGAUUUACAUUUUAUGGGGCAUCUUAGGAGAGAGAAAACUGUGUCGUGUUUGCUGCGUUUUUAAUUCAACGAAAAUGAAAAAUGGACAGCUGAUAAAAGGAUAUUAUGAAUAUAUAUGUUUCAUGUGUGACAAUCUCGUACGUAAGUUUGGUAUUGUAGAUACACGCUUUAUACUUUAAUAUUACAAUUAGUAAGCU
This is a messenger RNA of Cyphomyrmex costatus, 4990 nucleotides long. It is a transcript of the gene MED14, whose product is annotated as mediator complex subunit 14. Gene Ontology annotation, molecular function: transcription coregulator activity. The transcript is spliced from 24 exons. The record is from RefSeq and is a predicted model, not a curated record. Gene Ontology annotation, biological process: regulation of transcription by RNA polymerase II. Gene Ontology annotation, cellular component: core mediator complex; mediator complex. Lineage: Eukaryota; Metazoa; Arthropoda; Insecta; Hymenoptera; Formicidae. Bases 29 to 4666 code for a protein of 1545 amino acids.